Molecule: messenger RNA, 1362 nt
Organism: Trichogramma pretiosum
Lineage: Eukaryota; Metazoa; Arthropoda; Insecta; Hymenoptera; Trichogrammatidae
Gene: MagR
Product: iron-sulfur cluster assembly 1 homolog, mitochondrial
Exons: 3
Coding region: 665-1057 (130 amino acids)
Biological process (GO): iron-sulfur cluster assembly
Cellular component (GO): mitochondrion; cytoplasm
Molecular function (GO): 2 iron, 2 sulfur cluster binding
Source: RefSeq, a predicted model, not a curated record
UUGUAUCAUAAUAACUACUAACUAUAUUCAUUUAUCCAAAUUUUUUAAAUUAAUAUCAUCAAAAUAACAUACUGUUUGUUCAUAAUUAAGAAGCUUUUAAAUAUUUGUUCCUUGUAUCAUUACUUUAGCGAACUUUCAAUUUUAUUCGGUUCGGGUAAUCACAAAGAUCAAAAUCAAAUGUUUCAAAAUUGAUUAAACGCUUGUCAAAUGAUGUUUUUAAUAGUCUUUGGUGACUUUUUAAAAGUUGCAACUUCAAACUUAACUGUCACAAAUUUGUGCAAUGCAGUUAUUGCAUCUUCAUGGACGAGGUUAAAAUAUUUGCCCAUUUGUAAUUUGUUUUUUUUUUUGCAUUGCUGUUCUUACGAUAACAAGCAAUCCCAAAUGCAUCGAAAUAGUAUUUAUUAUUCGUUCAGACGUAGAAAAAAACCUCGAUGAUUGUGCAUAAUGAGCGCGAAUACAUGUUGAUAUAUAUGCAGCAGAACAGUACAGGCAUUAUAUAUGAAGUCAUAUAUAACGUAUAUGUAUGUAUUUGUGCAAGUGUGUGCACACAUACCAUCAUAAGAUGUCGGUGGUGUAGACUGCUCCGCUGACCCGACUUAUACUGCUGUCGCCUUCGAAGUGUACGUGCAGAUUGUAAAUUCUCAAUUCACAGGGUAUUUUAAAAAUGGCGUCACGCAUCGCAGCGAGCGCUACAGUUCGAGCCGUAAAAGGAAGAAAAAUUCUCCCCUCUCGAGCAGCUUUGGUUUUAACAUCUAAUGCAGUGAAAAAGAUCAAAGAAAUACUUAAGGACAAGCCAGAAUUCAUUGGAUUAAAAGUUGGUGUCAGGCAAAGAGGUUGCAAUGGACUUAGUUACACGUUAAAUUAUGCUACUGAUAAGAGUAAGCUUGAUGAAGAAGUUGUCCAGGAUGGUGUCAGAGUGAUUAUUGAUAAAAAAGCUCAAUUAUCAUUGUUAGGAACAGAAAUGGAUUUUAUUGAAACAAAACUCAGCUCUGAAUUUGUAUUCAACAAUCCUAACAUAAAAGGCACAUGUGGCUGUGGAGAAAGUUUCAGCGUAUGAUGAAAUAAAAGUUGUAAAAAGGUGCUUAUUCUGUUGUUAAUUUAGUAUUGAUAUUUUUAAUACUCAAAGUGUCAAGUAAGUGCGUGAGAGUUGAUUUUAGUGAUUUAUUGUAUAUAGUAUAAAUACAUGAACUUUGUAAAAAAUAGUGGAAAUGGCAGUUUAUAUAAGAAAUUAUUGACCAAAGACGAUUACAGAUGACCUUGAAAAUAUGUUACAUUUAUCAUUGUAUAUAUUACGACGAAGAAAUAUUUCACAUUUAAAAUUUAAAAAACUAUGAUUUUUGAUGAAAAAAUCAGUUGUAUAUA